AUGCCGAAAGCCGAACAUGCCAUCGCAUUUGAGCAUGAGUUCGAAAGCCACAAGCAGGCUCUGCAAAAACAGCUGCAAAGUGAAAUUGAACAUUCUGCACAGCUGAAGGCCCAGAUCCUUGAUUACAGUAACUCCGUAAAGAGGUUAACUCUACAGGUUGCCGAUUUGAAAUUGCAACUGAAACAAACCCAGACAGCACUCGAGGAUGAAGUGCACCACAAUGCGAAGCAGUCUCUGAUCGAUUGUUCCAUCAGUGGCCUACUGAGUGGCAAGAUGGUGGUGCCUCGUAAUGGGGAUAUAAGCAGGGAUUUCUUGAAAAAUCCUCUCGACCAGGAAGGGCUGAUGGCGGUUAUACCAAGGAUCAUAAAUUAUCCAAAUGCGAGCACGGAGAGUAGUUCCCCUGAUUCUGACCUUGAAUUUGUAGCCAAUACCAAGGCAAGGGUGAAAGAGCUAGAGCAAGAGGCCGAACGUUUGGAGAAAGCUUUCCGAAAUUACCAUCGAAGACUUAGUCAGCUCCCCGCUAAAAGCCCUUUAGCAGCCAACAGCCUGCCACCCCUCUACUUGCUAGGGACACUCAAAAGCAUCACUUCGAGUUCACCCCAAAGACGCACUUGUGCCGAGGGCAGAGUUGUCUCUGAGCAGCCUCUGGUGGGCACCCCCGAGGAGGACAAGAGCAGCGCCUCGCGGCCACGCAGGAGCACCGCCUCCAGAUGCCUCUCCUCCCCUCCCAUUCCCAAAGCAAAAAGGAGCCUCGACGGUGAAAUGUAUCUGGAAGGUCUGGACCGAUCCCACGCUGCUGGCCCCAGUCCUUGUCCCGACAGAACACCCCGGCCCUCACCUGCUGAGUCCAGGCACAGCCCUUCCCUCCACCCGCUGCCCAGCUCUCCAGAGCAGGCCAGUCUUUAUCAAAGACAAAUGGAACUUCAGGAAAAAAGUGAAUUUUCAAAUCCAGGCAAGCUACCUUUUAAGGACAAUGAGGAAUUUGAAUCAUCUUUUGAAUUUGCAGGGAGCGCAGCGAGGCCGUUUGAAGCGGACGGCCUCCAUCCUGCCGGCGACAUGCCUCAUGUGGAUGCUGCUGCGGCUGCCAGACCUAUGUCCUGUCACUACCCGAGCGUAGAUCAGAAACAAAUGGGAGAACAGAAGGAAGAAGAAAAAAUAUGGGAAGAGCACAUGAAAGACCGCAGGCAGAGAGAAGAAAGAAGGCAGAAUGAGCGGCGAGAGGCUUUAGAAAGGGAACGAAGAGAACUAGAAAAAUUGGAUCAAGAGCGGAGGAUGAUUGAAGAAUCAUUGAAGAUUGAAAUGGAAAAAGAAUUAGAAAUGAGUGUUGAAGAAACGAAAGGCAAAUCUGUUUGUGGUGAAAAUCCUUUAGAGAAAUACAUGAAAAUUAUUCAGCGGGAUCAAGACCAGGAGACGGCAGAUAAGAGUUCAAAGGUUGGCAGAGAAGCCUCAGAAGUGGACACAGUGCCAUUGAGUGACAAAGACGAAAGUUUCACGGGCUUUUCUCAUGAAGAAACAGAUGACUUUUGGUAACCAUGUUUGCUGUCCAGCAUCUUAUCCAUAUAAUGUAACUAAAGGCCUAUGAAUUCUCUGUAACAAGACAAAAUUCUCAAUAAAAAUUUUAUGUG
Molecule: messenger RNA, 1625 nt
Organism: Neomonachus schauinslandi (Hawaiian monk seal)
Lineage: Eukaryota; Metazoa; Chordata; Mammalia; Carnivora; Phocidae
Product: OFD1 centriole and centriolar satellite protein
Exons: 11
Coding region: 1-1530 (509 amino acids)
Biological process (GO): epithelial cilium movement involved in determination of left/right asymmetry
Cellular component (GO): ciliary basal body; centrosome
Source: RefSeq, a predicted model, not a curated record